AUGGGUUUACAGGGACGCCUCGCCGCGGCGAGCUGGGACAUUGCGAAGCCCUCUACACUUCGCGACUGCUUGCGAAACCUCAAAAUCAGAGAGAGUGACGUGGAAGAUCUUCGGUCCGUGGUCAACGGAGUCAACAACCACUAUGCCUACAAGGACACAGCCAUUGACUCGCCGGACCAGACGAACCUUCCCAGCAGCGUCGACAUCGUCGCGGAGCUGACGGCCGUUCUGCAGCGCGCCGAGCUGGGCGACAACGAACGGCUGAUGGACGCCCACGUGGACACGUUCAACGCGAUCAACGGCCUGAACGCAGCAAGCAGCAGCGGCGGCGGCGGCGGCGGCGGCAGCGGCGGCGGCGGCGGCGGCGGCGGCGGCAGCAAAGAGAGGGAUUUGGGGGAGGCGCUUGCUGUGUUCCAGCGUGAUGCGGUGAGGAGGCGACUCCAGUACCGGCCACACCAGCAGCCCCACAGGCGGCAGUUGCACCGGCUGUUGCAGGAGCAGCAGGCAGAGGGGCAAGCGGAGCGGGGGGGAGCGGAGCAGGGGAUGGGUGAGGAGGAUGAAGAGGGGGAGGAUCAAGAGGGGGAGGGGCAAGAGACGGAGGGGCAAGAGGAGCAGGGGCAAGAGGCGCAGGGGCAAGAGGCGGGUGGGGAAGAGGCGGGUGGGGAAGAGGCGGGUGGGGAAGAGGCGGGUGGGGAAGAGGCGGGUGGGGAAGAGGCAGGUGAGGAAGCGACGGGUGGGGAAGAGGCGGGUGGGGAAGCGACGGGUGGGGAAGAGGCGGGUGGGGAAGAGGCGGGUGGGGAAGCGACGGGUGGGGAAGAGGCGGGUGGGGAAGCGACGGGUGGGGAAGAGGCGGGUGGGGAAGAGGCGGGUGGGGAAGAGGCAGGUGAGGAAGCGACGGGUGGGGAAGAGGCGGGUGGGGAAGCGACGGGUGGGGAAGAGGCGGGUGGGGAAGAGGCGGGUGGGGAAGCGACGGGUGGGGAAGAGGCGGGUGGGGAAGCGACGGGUGGGGAAGAGGCGGGUGGGGAAGAGGCGGGUGGGGAAGAGGCGGGUGGUGAAGAGGCGGGUGGGCAAGGGGCGCCGGUGGUAAUCAUCUUCUAA
This is a messenger RNA of Closterium sp. Yama58-4, 1098 nucleotides long. The record is from the annotation of a GenBank genome assembly. NCBI's taxonomy places the organism in Eukaryota, Viridiplantae, Streptophyta, Zygnematophyceae, Desmidiales, Closteriaceae.